CGAUUCAAAGAAUAAAAACAAACACAAAACCAGACAAAGCCUUUUAGCUCUCGACUGCUUCAUUUACCAAAGUGCAAUCAAAAUCCAAAUAAACACGGUCUGUGUUCAAUUCAACUCACUGCAUAUCCACUUCUCUGUUUCAUUCUUUUCCGCUGCGCAGAUUCCCGCGGCUUUCCUCCAUUUCAACUUCAUCCUCGAAUAUUGCUGCUCGCUAAAGGUAAAAUGGAGAAUUCGGGUGCAAAUCAGCUUCCUGAAGUGGAUUCUUUGCCAGAUGGAUUUGUAGAUAGCCCAACAGAAUCUUUGGCCCCUCCCACCCCAACUUUGGAUCAGGAAAAGCCACUUGAUGAUUACAAGGAGGAUAGCAUAAGUGGUCUUGAUUGCUCUAAUGAGUCUUUACAGGAUAUGGCAUCCAAUGAUUCUCAGGCAACUCAAGGUAGGGAAGAGAAGAUUGGGAAAUUGAGAACUUUCCCUGUCCCAUUAUCGGAGGCAGAGAGCAAUGAUGUGCCGAUAGACUUGGUGCAAGUGCCCAAUAUGGUAGUCGUAGAGGAGAAAGAAAGUAGUCUAGGCAUGUCCAGCUCAUCUAAUACUGUCAAUGAGCCAGAUGGGGUAUCUGAGUGCACAAAACAAGGACAAGAUCAAGUCAAUUGUGGCACAGAGACAUCAAAUGAAGGAGGAUCAGAGACAAAUACAACUGAUUUGAAAGAAAUAUCUUCAUCAGAAAACAUCGAUUUACUAAAAACCAGAAAACUAGAAACUGCGGAAACGAAACGGAAGAUUGCAAAGCGUACCUUUAAAUCUGAAAAGGACUUUUUGGAGUUCACUUUGAAGUAUCAACAAGUUCUUUCAGAAAGAGAUGCAGCGAUUGCUGUUCGAGAUAAGCUUGAAUCGUUGUGUAGGGAGUUACAACGUCAAAACAAAAUGUUAAUGGAUGAAUGCAAACGAGUAACAACAGAGGGGCAAAACUUAAGAUUCGAUUUAUCAACCAAAUUUGAAAAUGCAAUAAAGGUUUGUUUUAAAAGUUCCAAUUCAAUUCUUUUUGAUAGGUUGAGAAGUAAGUUGAAGCAACUUCUUGAUCAGCAUGCCCUCUCUGAACAGCAAUAUGCUCAGAAGUUGAAGCAGAAAACCCUGGAACUACAACUUUCUGAUUUGAAGAUUAAGCAACAUGAGGAAAAAUUGGCGCAGGAACAAUCACGGAUGAAACUAUAUGCAGAACAAGUGUCGCAGCUGCUGGCUACUGAAAAGAAUUUGCGCCUGCAGUUGACAGCUGAUGGCGAGAAGUUUCAACAGUUUCAGGACGCAUUGUUAAAAAGCAAUGAGGUCUUCGCAACAUUCAAGCAAGAGAUCGAGAAGAUGUCAAAAUCAAUCAAGGAACUCAAGAAGGAAAAUGCAUUCUUGAAGAGCAAAAGUGAGAAAUCAGAUGUUACUCUUAUUGAACUUGUUGAGGAGCGCGAGCGAUUGAAGAAACAACUGGAGAAAAUGAAGAACCAGAAAGAAAAGCUCGAAUCUCUGUGCCGAUCACUUCAGGCAGAAAGGAAACAGAACCCCGUUGGGAGCAGCAGGUCUGAUUCAGUUUCUGUGUAAACAAAAACAAAAAAGAAAAAUGGUCGGACCAAAUUGAUCUUGCAAAGAAUUUUGUAACUUCCAUCUUAAGUUAUUCCAGCUGUAACUCUUGAAUUUUUGGGAAGAUCACAAAUCUCAGAACUGAGUGUAAACACUGUGCGUUCAUCCUACAAUUGUUAUGUUAUUAAUUUUGUUAUUACUGGAAAAGUUAGGCUCUGGUGAAAGGUAAGAGUAGAGAAA
Molecule: messenger RNA, 1800 nt
Organism: Carica papaya (papaya)
Lineage: Eukaryota; Viridiplantae; Streptophyta; Magnoliopsida; Brassicales; Caricaceae
Source: RefSeq, a predicted model, not a curated record